Molecule: messenger RNA, 1002 nt
Organism: Apis florea (little honeybee)
Lineage: Eukaryota; Metazoa; Arthropoda; Insecta; Hymenoptera; Apidae
Source: the annotation of a RefSeq genome assembly
AUAUUAUUUAUUUUUUUAAAUAAUAAACAUAAUUUAUUUAUUUAUUUAUUAAUUUUUUUUUUAAUUUUAAUUAUAAAUUUAAAUAAUACCUUUGUUCAAUGAUUAGUUAUAGAAUUUAGAACUAUUGUAAGAAUUAGAUUAAUUAAUAUUAAAUCAUCAAAUAAAAUCCCAAGAUUAAUUUAUUAUAUAAUUUCAGUUAUUUCAAGAAUAUUUUUAUUUUUAGUAAUUAUUAUUUAUUUAAGACCAACCUAUUUUCUAAAACAUCCUAUAUUAAAUUUUUUAAUACAAAUAAUAUUUUUCUUAAAAAUUGGAAUUUUUCCAUUUCAUUAUUGAUUAAUUUAUUCAUAUGAAAUAAUAAAAUGAAAUCAAAUUUUUUUAAUAUCUACAUUAAUUAAAUUUAUACCAAUUUAUAUACUUUAUACAUUAACAUAUAUAAAUUUAUGAACAAUAAUAUACUUAUUAACUAGAAAUUUAUUGAUUUCAUUAUUUGCUAAUAAAUUUUAUUCUUUAAAGAAAUUAUUAGCAUGUUCAACAAUUUUUAAUUCAUUAUAUUUUAUUAUAUUAUUAUUUUUAAAUAAAACAUUAUUUUUUAUUUUUAUUAUUAUUUAUUCAAUUAAUUAUUAUAUAUUAAUUAAUUAUUUUUAUAAAUUUAAUAUUAAUAAUUUAAAUUUUAUAUUUUUAAAUAAAUAUCAAUCUUAUAUAUUUUUAAUUUUAAUUUUUAAUUAUUCUAUAUUUCCAAUUUUAUUAACUUUUAUUAUUAAAUGAAUAUUAAUUUAUCUUUUAAUUUCAAGAAAAUUAUAUAAUUGAAUAUUAUUUAUUAUUUUAAUUUCUAGAAUAAUUAUAAUCUGAAAUUAUUUUAUUUUAUUAAAAAAUUUAUUUAUAAAAAUAAAUUUUUAUAAAAAUAAUUUUAUAUUAAAUAAAAAUAAUAUAAAAUUAAAUUUAAUAUUAAUUAUUUUUUUAAUUUUUAAUAUAACAUUUUUUUUAUUAAUAAAUUUUAUUUAA